Olea europaea var. sylvestris is the source of this 1110-nucleotide messenger RNA. RefSeq names its product methylesterase 17-like. Gene Ontology annotation, molecular function: methyl salicylate esterase activity; methyl indole-3-acetate esterase activity; methyl jasmonate esterase activity. Bases 49 to 876 code for a protein of 275 amino acids. NCBI's taxonomy places the organism in Eukaryota, Viridiplantae, Streptophyta, Magnoliopsida, Lamiales, Oleaceae. Gene Ontology annotation, biological process: jasmonic acid metabolic process; salicylic acid metabolic process. The transcript is spliced from 5 exons. The record is from RefSeq and is a predicted model, not a curated record.
AGAGAGAGAGAGAGAGAGAGAGAGAGAGAGAGAGAGAGAGAGAGAGAGAUGGGAGAAGAGUUUGCAGGAGAAGUGGUGAUGAAAGAGAAGAGAUUGAAUAAAGCACACUUUGUUCUGGUACAUGGAAUUGGAGGAGGAGGGUGGUGCUGGUACAAAAUCAGAUGUCUAAUGGAGAAUACCAACUAUAGAGUUACAUGUAUUGACCUCAAAGGUGCUGGCGUCGAUCAAACUGAUCCCAACACCAUUCUUUCCUUCGAAGACUACAACAAGCCGCUCAUCGACUUCUUGUCAUCCUUAGACGACAAUGAAAAGGUAAUAUUGGUAGGACAUAGUGCAGGAGGGCUCAGCUUGACAGACGCAAUUUACAAGUUUCCCAACAAAAUCAGCCUUGCAGUUUUUCUUGCAGCCACCAUGUUGAAAAUGGGCUAUGUUACUGACCAAGAUAUCAAACAAGGAGUGCCAGAUUUAUCCGACUUUGGAGAAUUUCGUGAUGUUUACGACAUGGGCUUCGGAUUAGGGCAGGAUCUUCCUCCAACCACUCUGAUCAUCAAGAAAGGAUUGCAAAGGAAAAUCGUUUACCAAUUGUCCCCUCAAGAGGAUUCGACACUGGCAGCCAUGCUUUUGCGGCCGGGGCCAAUUCAAGCCUUGACACGUGUACAAUUUAAAGAGGGGGAGAACACAGAGAAUGUUCCUCGUAUAUAUAUUAAAACAACUCAGGAUAAUGUCGUGAAACCUGAGCAACAAGAUGCAAUGAUCAAGAGAUGGCCACCAUCGGAAGUCUACGUUUUGGAAAGUGAUCACAGCCCAUUUUUCUCCGCUCCGUUUUCUCUGUUUGGAUUGCUUGUUAAGGCUGCAAUUUCUGCCGGAUGCAACUAGGCCAAACGGAGAAAAACACAUUCGAAUUACGAUAAGACGGGGAGUGAACCACUACGUCUCUUAGUUAGGGACUUAGUCCCGGUGAUAAGAUGUCACAGAGGGAUUCUUGCACUUGAGAAAGUGGUGCUCUUGCUCAACUUGAAUCUUGUACAUGAAUUAUUGUUUGGGCAAAAUUAUAAUAUGAUUAUAAUUAAAUGAGUCAAGCUGAUCGAUAGAAAUACUCCAUUCUUGUCA